CUUCGGGCAAGACAAUUUCUGACAUAUUGCGGUCACGUUGCAACAAGAAUGAGAGAGAACAAUAGUACGUAAACAAAAAUCUAAAACACGACUCGCGGUCACGAACAUGAAUUGCCCGAUUUGUUGGGAGCCUUAUGACGCACAUUAUCGGCGUCCGCUUCGGUGGCGUGCGUGCAGACACGGCGUUUGCGGAGUUUGCAGUGACGAGCUGUAUGACAACGAGUUCGACGUAAGAACCGAAUUUGCCUUCGCCAACGGCGCUGCUGCAGCCGCCGGCGGAGCUUUGCAACCAAACGACCGGAGACAAGGUCGUGGACCCCGCAUUCAUUCCUGCGCUCUUUGCCGAGCGAAUUCUUCACACCCGCCGGAGCUGAAUGUGCAGUUCGUUGCCUGUCUUUUUGACCACGUGUCAGCGUGGCCGCCCUACUGCCCGGUCUGCAGAUGCACCUUCACGAGUCGUGUAGGUGAGAGGCCGUUUGAGUGCGCGCUCGGGUGCGGUUGGGAACUUUGCGAGAGUUGCGUGGAGGAGGAGAGGCAGGCGAAUGACACGGAGGCCGGAUUUGGAUCUUCUGCUCGCACGACUACAACAGUUAGGGCAGAGGUGGACAACUGCAGUGGUACACACGAACAUCAUCGAGAGCGGCAGGUCAACACAGACGAAGGGUCGCCGUGUUCAUCCUACUGUACAGGCUGCCGCAGUCCGGUUCUGAACCGUCAGUUUGUUGAGUAUUUGGAAGAAAUCAAGACAUCAGACGGCGCACCGUCGACGGAGGUAGAAGAUGACCCUCCGCAGCAGAUGGACGACGGGAACGACUGCCACUGCCCUAGGACCCUCUGGGCACCGACUUCCAGAAGUACGCGCGCGGAGCGGAGGCGAGCUGCGCAUGGCCGUCGCGCUCUUCGCGACGGGAGGCGAUACCAACGCGAAUACCGUGAGCAACUGCAUCAACAUCAUCUGCGGCCUCCUUCACUUGCAGAGCGUCUGCACCGAAGCACCCACGGCCAAAUUAUCGGAAGCACGUCGUAUCUCACCUGGUACCACGAGAAUCGGUGGCGUCUGGAUGAAGAAACGCUGCAGAAAAUCGACAUUUUUUGCAACCAGAAGGAAGCGCAAACGUUGAAGCAAAUACGGAAUUGCAACAUCGACCUGCUUUUGUGGGCUUUUUUGAACACGUUUUGAGGAAGUUGAGAAAAAAGAAGCGGUUCUUCCAGGCACACAUAGCUGUACCCUUACGUGCAAUGAAGUGAGUAAAGCGCCGCUUCUCGAUGUAAGUAGGAUGAAAAAAUGAAGCAUCGAACUCUUUGCUGCAAUUGGAGCUUGUGCUUCAGCUUCCAGAACAGUGAAAAUAGAUUCCAGUCAGGCUCGGGACACGGAGCGUUUUUUGUAAAUCACAACGAAGAGCUCAAACAGCGUAUUGUCUCGCACCGUCUACUUGUAAAUAGAAGAGAUGAAGAUCAAACACUACCAACGUAUAGUGUCGUAGAUACAUUUUCAGGAAUGCUCCAAUCCAAAACGAAAACCAAGUCUUAAUCUUAAUCUUUGGCUGCGCAGACAACCUCUAGUCUAACUCUAAUAUCCAGUUGGCGAACAGCGCAGGAGCAGGACUCUUGAAUUCACAGCCUGGACGUCGUUUUCUUGUUUUCUUCUUGCAAGACAUUCGCUGAACACACGUU
Molecule: messenger RNA, 1674 nt
Organism: Amoebophrya sp. A120
Lineage: Eukaryota; Dinophyceae; Syndiniales; Amoebophryaceae
Source: the annotation of a GenBank genome assembly